This is a messenger RNA of Pseudomassariella vexata, 904 nucleotides long. RefSeq names its product HotDog domain-containing protein. The record is from RefSeq and is a predicted model, not a curated record. Gene Ontology annotation, molecular function: fatty acyl-CoA hydrolase activity. The coding region runs from base 78 to 578 and encodes 166 amino acids. The transcript is spliced from 8 exons. NCBI's taxonomy places the organism in Eukaryota, Fungi, Ascomycota, Sordariomycetes, Amphisphaeriales, Pseudomassariaceae.
GACGUCGCAGCGUCGCAAAUGGAUUUGGCAACUUCACCAAAUUUAGACGACCAGUGACUUGAUUUCAGUGGUUUACCAUGGCUCCCAAGAUCCCUCCUGUGCGAUUUGUUAAAACGGUCUUGAAGUCCUUCAUGGCUGAGUCGGGUCUUGAGCCGAGGCUAUUCGGAUCUCAUCUCCGAAUAACCAACGCAGUCCCAGGCAAGGUAGAUUUCGAGCUAGAUAUUACGAAAGAGCACACCAAUCGUCUACAAAUCCUCCAUGGCGGCACUAUUGCGAGCAUGGUAGACCUGGGUGGCUCACUGGCAGUCGCUUCUAUGGGCCUAUUCGCAACCGGAGUUUCGACAGACCUUAGUGUCACGUACCUAAGCAGUGGCGGCAAGGUCGGAGACAAGAUCCAGGCCACGGCAGUUUGUGACAAAAUGGGUAAGACCUUGGCAUACACAUCCAUCACAUUCAAGAAUGCCAAGGGCGAGCUGGCAGCGCGGGGAAGCCACACCAAGUACGUCACACAGGCCUGGAAAGGGCAGAGCGAAACGUACACGACGCCUGAGGGUGUAGAGACUGACGACGUGGAUUAAUGCACGUCAUUCGCUUACUUACCCUGUACACGUGCGCAUGAAGACCAUAUACAUUGGUUUAACAGCAUGCGGAGACGCUUUGUUCCAAUAGACCUAGACCCCGUAAAUUUCAGUCGUAUUGUCAUAUUCUUGUCGGACCGCACGAGCCCUUUUCUAGGUCUUUUGAUGCCUGACAGCUAUAUUCAAGUUUUCUUGGCCAUAACUAAUUGACCAAGCUGAUUACCCCGUGCUAUCUGCUCUGGUGCAGUACGUAGUCUUGUAUCGUGCUAUGUCUUCAUGUACUUAGAGGCCGUUAUGGCCCAUUGCGCUCUUGGACAAGAGGUGGG